Strigops habroptila (Kakapo) is the source of this 2751-nucleotide messenger RNA. It is a transcript of the gene TMEM186, whose product is annotated as transmembrane protein 186. The transcript has 2 exons. NCBI's taxonomy places the organism in Eukaryota, Metazoa, Chordata, Aves, Psittaciformes, Psittacidae. The record is from RefSeq and is a predicted model, not a curated record. The coding region runs from base 24 to 782 and encodes 252 amino acids. Gene Ontology annotation, cellular component: mitochondrion.
GGCGCCUGUCGGACGGCGGAGCGAUGGCGGCGGUGAGCGGCGCGGCUAGGCUCUGCAGAAUUAGGACUAAGACCUGCAUGGCACCAGCUUUUGGGAGAUGGCUACAAAAGGAGCUCUGGACAAGGUCAUGGAAAAAGGAGGAUGCUCGCCCACCCUGGUUUUGUGGUCCAUGGGAGCGUUUGCAGUCACAAAACCAGCAAGUUAAUGGAGUUAAUUAUUAUCUCAGGAGACAGCAAGAGCUGUCUGUGGGUCUCUGCCACUCAGCCCCCGCUGCUGUGGUCAGCCAAGAGGCAGCAGAUGGGAAAACAGAAGAGUUCGAGCUGGUGUACAGGUUCCCAGGGAUCAAGUACUGCAGGAUGCUGUCCCGACUGAAGCUGCUGCAGACCGGCACCACUCUGGUCAUGCUGCCGCCUGUCUGCUACCUCUACCUGCAAGACCAGGUUUCUCAGGGUAUCUUCUUGUAUACAGCUGGCAUUGCAUUCUUUGCUGGUGCAAUGCUGUAUGGUAUGAGCUACUUUUUCAGACGAAUUAUUGGAUUAAUGUACUUAAGUGAAACUGGCCGUACUGUUAAAGUGGCCCACUUGACGUUUUGGGGAAGACGGAAUGACAUUUACUGUCCCCUAGAGACAGUGAUGCCUUUGGAUGAAGUUGGAGAUAGCAAAGGGGAGCUGCUUCUCCAGUUCAAACGCUAUAACAGUACAGACAUUUUAUAUUUUACAAUCAGGUUUGGCCAGAUUGUAGACAGACAGAAGUUUACUCAAAUAUUUGGAGAACCUGAGUGAUUCAGCAGCUAAUUUCCAGUGAUUUUCCUUGUUGCAUGUUCAUUGUGCUUAUUCUUCUGUGAAGUUUAACUACCAAAGUGACAUACUUCUGUCAUUUUCCUAUGCAAAGCUAGCUGGUAAGUGCACUCAGUAUAGAAAGUAGCCAUGAUAAAGAGCAGUCCACUGGAUUAAGUGGCUUUGUAGCUUGUUUAAGGUAUGAGCAGUGUCUCUUCCAUGUCAGAUAGUGACGUGCCUGGUGCACUGUCACCAGCAGCUCAGUCUAAAGUGCCCUACUUGGAAGGUGCAGUAGGAGGCUGUAUUACUGCUGCUGACCCCGACUGUUCCUGCUGGCCUCUCAGAUGGUUCUGAAACAGAGAAAACUCUUGAAGUGCUGCCACAGCAGCCUCAAUUCAUUGUUUCAUUUGGCAAAUUUCAGUUUGUCUAGGAAGCCUCUUGAAAUUAAAAUUCAUGCAUACAUAUGACAGUGCUGGAUGUGAGGGAGCUACAUGCUCGUGCAUUAAUGAAAUUGGGAUGACUGGGAGGAGCAGCAUACGAUGCUGGAUGCAGUGUGUGGGGUCCCUUGGCAAGGUCUUCCAGGACAUGAACUUAACGGGGCAAAACAUGUUGCAAGACACAUGGACAGUUCAGCUGUAAGAGUAAGUUACAGACUGGGACAGUAUUUCAGGAGCUUCUCAUAGAAAUCAAGGGAAAACAUACCUAAACCGUGAUGCUGUGGAUUGCAAGGACAGUCUAAGAGCCUUUGUUCACUUUGGAUCCUCAUGAUCGUCUGAAAAUUUAGAACUGCUUUGCACAUACUCAUGUUUGUGUUUGUUUUGUGAAUGACAUUUAAUCAAUGCUGUAACACGAGUUGCAAAAACUUCAGUAAAUGUUACCAAAAUUAUCUUGUACUAUGAAUGAAGCUAUCUUCUGUGAAGGUUACUGUAUAGCCUUGAUGCAUUUACCCAUUUGGGCGUAUUUUAACACCAAUAACUCCCUUGCCAUGUACCCUUUCCACUCCCUAUUUCCCGAGUCUGAGUUUACCUAAAAGGAAACAAAAAAAAGUAUGACAUCUAAAAACGAUGUUGAUUUAAGGCUGGAAAUGUGUUGCACUUGCAGGGCUGAGUUACCCAUGUCUCAGAAGGACAGUGGUCUUAUUCCAUGUUUGUUGGCAUGAUUUCUCCUUUUGCAAAACAAAACAGUAGAAAUGAGCAGGAUGUAAAGCCAAAUCUUAUCACUUGUUGAGUUGUCAGAAGCCAGUGAACUCCUUAAACUGUUCUUCUAGCUGUUAAUUCACAGCAAAUAGGCCGACGCUCACUCACAGAGACAUUUGGCGUGUUCUUUUCCCUGUGACUUCCUCAUGCAUGUUGAAACUUGUGUCUCUUGGUGGAUCAGCAGAUGCAGGUAAGUAAAAACGCCAUGUCAGUGCAUGGGCUAACCCUGAUUUAUUAUUGAUUUGUGUUGAACUUUUCCUAAUGGGAACUCCAUUCUUUUAAAUUUGGCUGACACUGUAUGGUAGAGCAAUAGCAAAAGGAGAAAUAUUCCUUGGCUUAAACACCAUGGCAGCAAAAUACAGUGGACUGUAUGCAUGCACCAUGUUUUUUGAAGGCUUAUCUUUGUAAGAAUAUAUUUAAUAUGCAUCAAUGAUUCAGUUGAGGCGUGUACUAGGUGUAAAAUAAAAAGCCUGGAAAAGUUCAAUUAUAAAUAUUUUAUUUAAGAAUAUUGAUUACACGAGAUGUCAUUUGUUACGAAUCUGUGUACAGUUACUAGUUACACCAUGAAGUGUAGUUAAGUAUUUGUUUCAACACCUAUUUGGCACUGUCCACAGUAUGCUGUAAACAAUACUAACUUCAUAUGCUUCAGCUGCAGUGCUUCCUAAGUUAUUCUCUAACAUGAUUUCAUCAACAUGUUGUACACAAUUAUACAGUUACUGAGUGUCAGUAAAAAUUAUAAAAACACCUAGAGUAUUCAUAAUAAAAGUGAAGAUGUGGUA